This is a messenger RNA of Parnassius apollo (apollo), 732 nucleotides long. Lineage: Eukaryota; Metazoa; Arthropoda; Insecta; Lepidoptera; Papilionidae. The record is from the annotation of a GenBank genome assembly.
AUGAGAAAAAGAGCACGUGAGAAGACCGAUGAUGAAAUUAGAAACAAAAUAUCACGUUUGGAAAAGGAGUUAAAGUCUCGUCGAAAAACGCCCGAGGAUUUCCGUAAUAAAGUGAAAGUAUCAAAACUAACCAAGUCAAUAGAAAAAUCUAGCCAGCAGAUCAAAAGAUCACAAUUGUCUGCUACUAGAAAAACCAUGGGUACAGGUGUGCAGGAAGCGACGCAGGCAACCGCCAGCGGCACGGCGCCCCCCGCCGACCAUGCGGGCAGGGAGCGGCGCGUGCAGCCUGCACGCAGGCUCGGAUCUUCCCUACACAGCAGCCCGCCGCCCGCAGGCAUAACCGCCAGCGGCACGGCGCCCCCACCGACCGUGCGGGCAGGGAGCGGCGCGUGCAGCCUGCGCGCAGGCUCGGAUCUUCCCUACACAGCAGUCCGCCGCCCGCAGGCAACCGCCAGCGGCACGGCGCUCCCCGCCGACCGAGGGGGCAAGGAGCAGCGCGUGCAGCCUGCACACAGGCUCAGAUCUUCCCUCCACAGCUGCCUGCCGCCCGCAGGCAACCGCCAGCGGCACGGCGCCUCCCGCCGACCGAGCGGCCAGGGAGCAGCGCGUGCAGCCUGCGUGAGGGCGCGGUUCUACCCUUCACCUAAGCAGCGCGCCGCCCGCAGGCAACCGCAAGCGACAUGGCGCCCACCACUGACCAACUGGCUGCAGAACUAUCACAGCCGUCGCUAA